GUGGUGGCCCGGUCAUUCCGUACUCGGUACGCCCGGCAAUUAUGCGGGGACGCCAAACAGCAGACUCCGAGCCCGCAAAUGGAUAUUACGGUGGGAAGAUUGAAACGCCAGCGCGAAGCUUUUGAAAUUGGGGGAAAAUGGGGUGACCUCGUUCCCGCCAAAUCCAACCCCAGUGAAAGACAACGGAAAUCAAUUAUUUCCCCAGGGGCUUUGCUCACACAACAGUUAAAGAAUGGAAUACUCACAGGAGUUCCCAUUACACAUGCGGCCUACCGAUGACGCUGCUUAACGCAAAACGGCCGCGCGGCAAACGGAGCGAGCGCUCGAGAACAGUGCAAGAAUCCAUGGGAUUUUGAAAAAGCACGUAACGAAGAGCUAGCUAGCGAAGGUCCGUGGGUCGCGUCAAAAGGUUCCCGGCGGGCGCUGGAAGACGGAAAGGAAGUCACAGAAGUUCGGACGCCUCAAACUUUACGAAAGAAAACCCUCUUUGUGCAGCUGAUCUCAGAUGGAAGCAGAACCUGCAAAACAGCAUGUGUAUACU
Cantharellus anzutake is the source of this 541-nucleotide messenger RNA. RefSeq lists its product as uncharacterized. The record is from RefSeq and is a predicted model, not a curated record. NCBI's taxonomy places the organism in Eukaryota, Fungi, Basidiomycota, Agaricomycetes, Cantharellales, Hydnaceae. The transcript is spliced from 3 exons. Bases 79 to 279 code for a protein of 66 amino acids.